This is a messenger RNA of Tupaia belangeri chinensis (Chinese tree shrew), 1503 nucleotides long. It is a transcript of the gene GPR35, whose product is annotated as G protein-coupled receptor 35. Bases 423 to 1331 code for a protein of 302 amino acids. The record is from RefSeq and is a predicted model, not a curated record. Gene Ontology annotation, biological process: positive regulation of Rho protein signal transduction; phospholipase C-activating G protein-coupled receptor signaling pathway. Gene Ontology annotation, molecular function: G protein-coupled receptor activity. Lineage: Eukaryota; Metazoa; Chordata; Mammalia; Scandentia; Tupaiidae. The transcript has 4 exons. Gene Ontology annotation, cellular component: plasma membrane.
AAGGCUGGCCUCACUUUCCAGAGAUGACAGGGCGGAGGCAGCUAGGGACAGGAAACAGGGAGCCUCACUUUUGCUCUCGGGCUGGUUCUCUGCGGUACUUGCCCCUACUUCUUCCCCAGAAAUUCCCCGCCCCUGGCUGGGUUGAUGCUGCUGCAGCCCCGACCCCGGCCCUGGAGUCGUCAUCCUGCCUGCACGCCUUACCCGGCAGUCCAGGCCGUUCCCUGCCGGCUCAGAGGUGCUGGCGGCUCAGCGUGGGGCUGAGGACACCACAGGUCGGGGCAGGAGCCAAACCCACCCAGAGGGGAUUCCUGACAGCUCUGCAGGCCAAACCAUGGAGUGCUGAGGAGUGAGCAGUGAGCUCUGGCUGAAGCCUGGGCCAGCCUCCCUGCGGCCGGUGGUCUUCUACUGAGAGCCCCGGCACCAUGAGCCGGACCUGCGGCAGGGAGGUCAUGUGGCCGACGGCCGUCACCUACGUCACCCGCGCCUACACGGGCACUCUGCUGGUGCUGGGGCUGCUGCUCAACAGCCUGGCACUCUGGGUGCUCUGCCGCCGCAUGCAGCAGUGGACGGAGACACGCGUCUACAUGGCCAACCUGGCCGUGGCCGACCUGUGCCUGCUCUGUGCCCUGCCCUUCAUGCUGUUGUCCCUGAGCCACACCUCGGACACGCCGCUCUGCCAGCUCUCCCAGGCCAUCUACCUGGCCAACAGGUACAUGAGCAUCAGCCUGGUCACAGCCAUCGCCCUGGACCGCUACGUGGCCCUGCGCCACCCGCUGUGGGCCCGCGGGCUCCGCUCGCCCCGACAGGCCGCGGCCGUGUGCGCGACCCUCUGGGUGCUGGUCGGCAGCUCCCUGGGGGGCCGCUGGGUCGUGGGGCCGAAUGAGGGCGGCUGCUGCUUCAGGAACACGGCCCGGCUCAGCUCCAACGCCACUCUAUUCUCGCUGCUGGGCUUCUACCCGCCGCUGGCCGUGGUGGUCUUCUGUUCUCUGCAGGUGGUGACCGCGCUGGCCCAGCGGCCAGCCUCUGACGUGGGCCAGGUGGAGGCCAGCCGUAAGGCUGCUGGCAUGGUCUGGGCCAACCUGCUGGUGUUCCUGGUCUGCUUCCUGCCACUGCAUGUGGUCCUGACAGUCCAGGUGGCUAUGGGCUCACAGUCCUGUGCCACUCGCAUCGCCCUCGAAGCCACCAGCAAGCUCUCGGAGGCCAACGGCUGCCUGGACGCUAUCUGCUACUACUACAUGGCCAAGGAGUUCCAGGAGGCAUCCGCGCUGACCUCGGCCCCCAGCGCCAAGGCCCACAGGAGCCAGGAGUCUCUGAGCAUGACCCUGGCCUAGGACCCGCCUGCCGGGAGAACCUGAACCUAGAAGCAAGCAGCCCCCUGGCGGACUAACGGAGGGAGUAAUGGUUGCAUCGCUAGGCUCCCAUGUAGUCGACCACAGCUAAAGUCCUUGAUUCAGUGGCUUAAAACUCACGUUGGGGGACCAGCAGUUGGCAUAAUGGCUAUGU